Molecule: messenger RNA, 1356 nt
Organism: Malania oleifera
Lineage: Eukaryota; Viridiplantae; Streptophyta; Magnoliopsida; Santalales; Ximeniaceae
Product: probable carboxylesterase 2
Exons: 2
Coding region: 202-1131 (309 amino acids)
Molecular function (GO): hydrolase activity
Source: RefSeq, a predicted model, not a curated record
AAACCGAAUAAAUUUUUAAUUGGAUGGAAUUUACCUGAUUAAUUCAGCUAAUUUAAUUUUAACCUAAUUAUUGCACACCCAAGUCAUGACCCUCCGACCAUAAAAUCUCUUGUCUUCGUUCUCCCUGUCUGCGUACUUCCUAUCCUACUUUCUUUCAUUUUCUUUUCUUCCGAACAGUCCCUCUUUCUUCCUCUUCAACUCAUGGACUCAGCGAAACCAGAGGUAUCUCUCGAGGUUCCGCCUUAUCUUCGAGUUUACAAAGAUGGUACCAUCGAAAGACUCCUCGGAAACGGCGUCGUCCCCGCCUCAGUCGAUCCCCAAUCCGGCGUUCUCUCUAAAGACGUCGUCGUUGUCCCCGAAACCGGCGUAUCCGCCCGCCUCUACCGCCCCAGCCCUUCGCCCGACCCCCGCAAACUUCCCCUUCUGCUUUACUUCCACGGCGGAGCCUUCUGCAUUUCCUCCGCCUCCGACCCUAUGUACCACCGCAGCCUCAACUCCCUUGUCGCCGAGGCCGACGUCGUCGCCGUCUCUGUCGACUACCGUCUAGCGCCGGAGAAUCCUCUCCCCGCCGCCUACGAGGACUCGUGGGCCGCACUUCAGUGGGUCGCCGGAGAAUUGGGUCGGGAAGCUUGGCUAAGGGAGCACGCCGAUUUUGACCGGGUCUUCCUGGUCGGAGACAGCGCCGGAGCAAACAUUGCGCACCACUUGGCUUUGCGGGUUGCGGAGUCGGAUCGGGUUGGCGGGUUGAGUAUCCGCGGCGUCGUUUUGAUCCACCCUUACUUCUGGGGGCAAGAGCCGAUCGGGUCGGAGGUGGAGGAUCCGGCGAGGAAGGCGAUGGUGGACAGGUGGUGGGGGUUCGUGUGCCCGUCGGAGAGAGGGAACGAGGAUCCGAUGAUCAACCCGUUUGCGGAUGGGGCUCCGAAUUUGGCGGGGCUGGGGUGUGGUCUGGUGCUUGUGUGUGUGGCGGAGAGGGAUAUAUUAAGAGACAGAGGACGGCUUUACUACGAGUCGUUGGUGAAGAGUGGGUGGGGCGGGACGGCGGAGAUGGUGGCGACGCCGGGGGAGGAUCACGGGUUCUAUAUGUUCGACCCGAACUGGGACAGAGAUAGGCCAGGGGACAGAGUUCCGUGACCAUUGGGAGUUGAGACCCUGACACACAGGGUGAGUUUCUGGACUAGGAGAGGUGUAAUUCUCCUAGUGUUGAGUAGUUUUUGAGUUUGUGAUAAUGAUGUAUAUGUGUGUAUGUAGAUACUUUGGAUAUUGUAUUCUGAAUGAUAUAAAUACACUGUCUUUCGCUGUUAGGUUUUAUAAAUAAAAUGACUUUUUACCCGGUAUUCAAUGCGGGUCGGGUUGUAC